AUGAAGCUUCAUUUGGCUUUCUGCCUAGUCUUUGUACUGGCAACAGCUGAGGCUGUCGGUGCAUCCAGCUGGUUCAGCAAGGCUGUAUACAACAAAUGGCACGAAACUGAGUUGGAAAGAUGGCUUGCUGACCAUGACAUUCCUUACCCCUCGCCUGCCGAUCGUAAAGAUCUUGAGAGCUUGGUGAAGACAAACUGGGAUGCUAAGGUUCAGAAGCCUCUGGGACAUGCUGUGGAACAAUCUCCGGACCACUGGCACAAUGCUAAGGAAUGGCUCUUUGACACAUGGUCGGACUCCCAGCUCAAGGCCUUCCUUGAUCGUCAUGGCAUUCCCGCUCCUCAGCCACGCAAGCGUGACACUCUUCUCAAGGCUGUCCGCGAGAACUACGAAACCAUUGCCCAGAAGCUUGGCGAGGCCGUUUCUUACCCUGGUAACUGGGUGUAUGCUCAGUGGUCUGAGUCUGAUUUGAAGGAGUGGCUCGAUGAGCGUGGCUGGCCUGUUCCUCAGCCCUCCACUCGCGACAAGCUCAUCGCCACCGUUCGCCGUAACGCCCGACUAGCUGGACUGCAGGCUAAGGCCAUUGCUGCUUCCGCCUCUGCUUCCGCUGAUAAGGCCCAGGCUACUUUGAGUGAAGCUUUGUUCAGCGCUUGGUCCGACUCCGACUUGAAGAAGUUCCUUGAUGAGCACGGUGUGAAGGUCCCUCAGGGCUCCAAGCGCAACGAGCUUGUAGCUCUGGCGAGGAAGCACCGUGCCUCUCUGGUCAGCCAGGCUUCGACUGCUGCUGCUACCGCUUCUGCAAGCCUCUCCUCCACUGCUAGUGAAUUUAUCGGCGCCGCCACCACCAAGGCCGGCAACGAGUACGCCCGCGCCACUGACGCUGCUCAGUACAAGGGCCAGGAGGCCUUCGACUCUCUUAUUGAGUCUUGGUCUGAUUCUCGUCUCAAGGCAUACCUUGACGCCCGCGGUGUUCCCGUGCCUCAGAACGGCAAGCGCGAUGAGCUUCUGGCACAGGUCCGUCUGAACGCCCACAAGGCUGCUACUGGCUGGAGUGCCUGGACUUUCGACACCUGGGACACUAAGCACCUGAAGAAGUAUCUCGCUUCCAUGAACUCGAAAGCUGCCCACCAGGCCGACAUUACCCGUGAGGAGCUCGUCAAGCAAGCUCAGGACACUUAUGCCCAGGCCUCUAAGGCUGGCGGUGACCAGCUGGCUUCCGCUACCUCUUACAUGGCUCAGGCUACCGACGUCGCCAAGGACUCUGCCUUCGACUCUUGGUCUCACUCCGAUCUCAAGGCAUACCUUGACUCGUAUGGUAUUCCCGUCUACCAGGGCUCCAGCAUCAACGAGCUCAAGGCCGCGGCCCGCCGCAACGCUGAGUACUUCAGACACGGAACCUCCACUCCUCAGGGUACCAUCCUCGCCAAGCUCCAGGAUAAGCUUUCGGACCUUUCCCAGUGGGUUUGGGAGCAGGUCAAGGUUGGAGCCGCAAGCGGCAGGGCCCACGGUCAGGAGGCCGCUGAGAAGGCUUCUGAGGUCGCGAAGGAACAAGCUAAGACGCAGGGCUUCAAGGCCGCGGACAAGGUGAAGACCAAGGGAGCCGAGGCUUCCGCGAGCCUGCGCAAGGAGUUGUAA
Aspergillus fijiensis CBS 313.89 is the source of this 1632-nucleotide messenger RNA. RefSeq names its product double-strand break repair enhancer MSC1 (gene ish1). The transcript is spliced from 4 exons. The record is from RefSeq and is a predicted model, not a curated record. Bases 1 to 1632 code for a protein of 543 amino acids. Lineage: Eukaryota; Fungi; Ascomycota; Eurotiomycetes; Eurotiales; Aspergillaceae.